This is a messenger RNA of Setaria italica (foxtail millet), 4562 nucleotides long. Its product is annotated as regulator of nonsense transcripts UPF2. The record is from RefSeq and is a predicted model, not a curated record. Gene Ontology annotation, biological process: nuclear-transcribed mRNA catabolic process, nonsense-mediated decay. NCBI's taxonomy places the organism in Eukaryota, Viridiplantae, Streptophyta, Magnoliopsida, Poales, Poaceae. The transcript is spliced from 17 exons. Gene Ontology annotation, molecular function: RNA binding; protein binding. Bases 826 to 4125 code for a protein of 1099 amino acids. Gene Ontology annotation, cellular component: exon-exon junction complex; cytoplasm.
CUGCACGGGAAGCAAGCAAGAUGAAGAGGAGCAUCGCAGUAAUCAAGAGGAUGAGAAGGCCCGUCUUGAAGAAUACAAAAGGCUUAUUGAUUUAAAGGCUGCUCUUCGCCAGAGUAACCUAAACCCUGAAAGGCCUGGUCGUCUGGGCCACUUGCUCCUUCUGUCAUCUUCUAGCGCCAUCUGGCUGUUUCUUUAUAAGUCUAGGUUUUAAUCAUUUUCUGUCUAUGGAGAUCUGUUUGCUUCAAACUAUUCUUUUGGCUUAGACUUGCAAUUAGCCAAUUACUCUCAAGCUUAAGGUGCACUUGGAUGUCUUUUCAGAACAAACAUGUUUCAUGCACGCAUUCCUUUGUCUUCCUAAGAAGUCUACAUUAUGUGCAGCUCUAAAAUGUUCACCUUUGCUUGACACAUGAAUCUUUUCAAGGCCUAAUUGGUAUCAUAGUCCUUUUUAUGUGCAGUACAUCGAUGCAUAUCUGUGAAAAUGUUGAGCUGGUACCUAAAGGAACUAAGCAGAGUCCUUACUGAGGGUAUAUAAGGCAAUAUUUGUAUUGUUUGUUUCACAUGUACCUGAGCUUUUUUUUUUUUACUAUCCUUGUAGAGGUCCCAAGUACCAACUACGAAGAGGUACUGCUAAUUGUAACUUAUGGUGUACCAUAAUUUGGCACCUUAGGUACCAUACAACUUUUGGUAUCUGAGGUACCAAUCUCAAGCUAUACUUUUGGACCUCUAGAUGCAAAUCACAUAAGGACUCUUGAUUCCAGUAUUAAACGCAAUACAACAAUCAUCAAGAAACUCAAAGUGAUAAAUGAUGAAGUAAAGGACGGGUUAAUGGAAGAACUGAAAACUGUAAACUUGAGCAAAUUUGUCGGUGAAGCAGUUUCUUACAUUUGUACUGCCAAGCUCCGUUCUACUGACAUACAAGCUGCAGUUCAGAUUUGCUCGCUACUCCAUCAAAGAUACAUGGACUUCUCUCCUUGCCUUAUUCAAGGACUCUUGAAGACCUUCUAUCCUGAGAUGUCUGGAGAACCAGAUUUAGACAAGAAUGCAAGAGCCAUGAAGAAGAGAAGCACUCUUAAACUUCUAAUGGAACUGUAUUUUGUUGGAAUUUUUGAAGAUGUUAGUACUUUCACAACCAUUAUAAAGGGUCUUACAUCACUGGAGCAUUUGAAGGAUCGGGAAACAACGCAGACAAAUUUGUCUCUCCUUGCUAGUUUUGCUCGUCAAGGAAAAUCUUUUCUUGGACUGCAACAACAUGAGCAAGAUGCUUAUGAUGAGUUCUUUACCGGCCUCAAUAUUACUUUUGAUCAGAAGAUAUUCUUUAAGAAAGCCUUUUGCUCUUACUAUGAUGCAGCAAGCGAACUUCUCUUGUCAGAACAUGCGUCUCUUCGUGUGAUGGAAUUGGAAAAUGCAAAAAUUUUGAAUGCCAAAGGAGAACUCAGCGAUGAGAAUACUGCCUCAUAUGAGAAUCUGCGAAGAUCUUUUGAUCAGUUAUUGCACUGUGUUUCCUCCUUAGCUGAAGCUCUUGGUAUGCAGCCUCCUGUUAUGCCGGAAGAUGGACAUACAACAAGGAUUACCACAGGCACUGACUUAACCACUUCUGAGAAAGAAUCCUCUGUGGUACAACAUAUAUGGGAUGAUGAGGACACCAAGGCUUUCUAUGAAUCUUUACCUGAUCUCAGAGCAUUUGUGCCUGCUGUACUACUGGGACAAGCUGAACCAACAUUGGCAGAGCAGCAUGGAAAGGUUCACCAGCAAUCUAAUGAGUGUACCAUGCAGUCAGAGACUGAAGUACAAGAUACUGAACAUCAAUCCGGUGGAAAAACAAAUGUGGAGCACAAGAAUAGAGUGAACACUGAAAAAGAAAGAGUGGAUAAAGAAACAUCUGAAGAAAUGAUUGUUGGCAGGAAAGGAGAUACUGAAAGAGAGAAAGUACGAGGCGUAGAUGGUGCAAGCUUGGAUAGCCUGCUGCAGAAGUUGCCAAGAUGUGGUAGCCGUGAUCUAGUUGAUCAAUUGGCAGUAGAGUUUUGCUACCUGAAUUCUAAAGCAAACAGGAAGAAACUUGUGCGGGCCUUAUUCAGUGUUCCAAGGACUUCUUUGGAACUGCUACCUUACUAUUCCCGAUUAGUUGCCACCUUGUCGCCAUUUAUGAAGAAUCUUCCGAGUAUGCUAUUGUCAAUGCUUGAAGAGGAGUUUAAUUUUUUGAUAAAUAAGAAGGAUCAGAUCAAAAUUGAAACUAAAAUUAGAAACAUUCGAUUUAUUGGGGAGUUGUGCAAAUUCAAAAUUGCGCCUUCAUGCCUUGUUUUUGGCUGUUUGAAGGCUUGCUUAGAUGAUUUCACACAUCAUAACAUUGAUGUGGCCUGCAAUCUUCUUGAGACCUGUGGACGCUUUCUUUAUCGCUUGCCAGAAACUACAAUUCGCAUGUCAAACAUGUUGGAGAUACUGAAGAGAUUGAAAAAUGUCAAGAAUUUGGAUGCACACCAUAGCACACUUGUAGAAAAUGCCUAUUACCUAUGUAAACCUCCAGAAAGAUCUUCCAGAGUCUCUAAACUUCGGCCACAUCUACAUCAAUACAUAAGGAGGUUACUUUUCUCCGAUCUUGACAAAUCUACUGUUCAACAUGUUCUUCUUCAAUUGCUCAAGUUGUCUUGGGCAGACUGUGAACAGUACCUUGUGAAGUGUUUUCUAAAGGUUCACAAGGGAAAGUAUAGCCAUGUUCACCUGAUUGCUUUACUCACUGCUAGUCUUAGUCACUAUCAUCAUGACUUUGCUGUGACAGUGGUAGAUGAGGUUCUAGAGGAGAUUAGAGUUGGACUUGAGCUAAACGACUAUGCAAUGCAGCAGCAACGCCUUGCCCAUAUGCGGUUUCUUGGGGAGCUAUAUAACUAUGAGUAUAUUGAUUCAUCAGUUAUAUUUGAGACACUAAACCUUCUUACUAUAUUUGGUCAUGGAACACCUGAGCAAGAUCUGCUGGAUCCCCCGGAAGAUUGUUUCAGGAUCAGGCUGAUCGUUACACUUCUACAGACUUGUGGUCACCAUUUUUCUAGAGGCUCUUCAAAAAGAAGGCUCGACAGAUUUUUGCUACUUUUUCAAAGAUAUGCUCUCAGAAAAGGGCCGUUACCACUUGAUGUAGAAUUUGAUGUUCAGGAUAUGUUUGCUGAGUUACGACCCAAAAUGACGAGGCAUUCAUCCAUAGAAGGAUUAAAUGAUGCGCUUGUUGAGCUUGAAGAAAAUGAGCGUGUGAUGGCAGUUGAGAAAGGUGGAGACAAAAGGCACUUGGACAGUGAAUCGCAGUUGAAACAAUCUGAAAAUGCUGCUUUUGAUACAAAUGGCAAGAGGGUAGCAAAUAGACCUAAGAAAAAUGUUAAGAGCCAUGAAGACAUAGGAGAUAGUGAGAGCUCUUCAGAUAGCAGAAGCAGAUACCGGAGUGGACAUGAAGACGGGGAAAGUUUUCCGUACGAGGAAACAUUAGAUGACAGGUUGGAAAAUGAAGACCACAGUGAGGACAUUGAUGCACCUGUUGGUUCAGAUGAAGAAGGAACUGUUGAGGUUCGACGGAAGGUGGUGCAAGUUGAUGCUAAGGAACAAGAAGACUUUGACAGAGAACUGAAAGCCAUUCUUCAGGAAAGCUUGGAGUCACGUAAGUUGGAGCUGGCUAGGCCCACUGUGAACAUGACGAUACCAAUGAAUGCCUUUGAGGGGUCAAAGGACUUGAUGGCCAUUGAAGCAGCGGACAAAGAAAAUGUGUGUGGUGACGGUGAGAUUGGCAAACCUGGUGAUCUCGGCGACGUGCGCGUCAAGGUGCUUGUGAAGAGAGGGCAUAAGCAGCAGACGAAGCAAAUGCUCAUCCCCGGGGACUGCCCACUCGUGCAGAGCACGAAGCAGCAGAGUGCUGCUGAGCUCGAGGAGAUGCAGAACAUCAAGCGGAAAAUUCUUGAGUACAACGAAAGGGAGGAAGAGCUGGACGCAGGGUCGCUGCAAGGCGGGGACUGGGACCAAGGAGGAAGCGGCAACAUGCCUCUUGCUGGAUGGCCGGGGCGUGUUAGCUGGGUUGGUCCAAACAGAGUUGGAGGCGUUCGGCGGCACUACUGGGUUGCUGGUGGGUUCUACCGUGGCUAUGGAAGAAGGUGAGCAUGGCACUGCAUUCAUCGUUCAUAGUUUGUUGCCGCAAUACCAUCCCAUAAAUGUGGAACUGCUCGAUCGAUCCAAGCUCUCCACCUCUAACCUAAGACGGUAUAUAGUAUUUAGUCGAUGACGCGAAAAUGAUUGCCUUAGUAGUUGCACCCUUCAGGAUGGUGGUGGUAUGUUAAGUCAGUGUUAUCUCCGUAACAAAGGGUUAGCUUUGCAUGUACAUAAGACGUUUUCACUACCUGAGAUCUGGUAAGCGCGUAUCCAGGCGCUCAACUGCUACCUGGCAAUGGAAACCUGGACCUGGCGAGUGGUGAGCUUUUAGAACGUGACCUUGCACCUUGAACAGUUGACUUGUAUGUUUGCUCUCGAUGUCAGGUGUCAGGAUGGUUUAUGGGCGCAAGAUCUGAGCGCGAGAAUCCUAGUACAUUUUCAACUCC